GCAUCCCGGCUUAAGCGCGUUCCUGGCGGGCUCGGAGUACGAGGUGUGAAGUCGGGGGCGCGCCGGGGCCGGAGAAGACACAGCUAGAUAACCCGGUGGUCGCAUUCCAGCCAGUCACACCGGCCCGGGGCUUCUCCACUGCUUUUCCGGGGUCUGGCUAUUGCCUCCUGCUUAGUGGGCGAAAAUGCCUGCCGUGUCUAAGGGAGAUGGCAUGCGGGGCCUGGCCGUGUUCAUCUCGGAUAUCAGGAAUUGCAAGAGCAAAGAAGCAGAAAUAAAAAGGAUAAACAAGGAACUGGCUAACAUUCGCUCAAAGUUUAAGGGAGAUAAAGCUUUGGAUGGCUACAGCAAGAAGAAAUAUGUCUGCAAGCUGCUUUUUAUCUUCUUACUUGGCCAUGACAUCGAUUUUGGCCACAUGGAGGCGGUGAAUCUGCUCAGUUCCAACAAGUACACAGAGAAGCAAAUUGGUUACCUCUUCAUCUCAGUGCUGGUGAAUUCAAAUAGUGAGCUGAUCCGCCUCAUCAAUAAUGCCAUCAAAAAUGACUUGUCUAGUCGCAACCCCACCUUCAUGGGACUGGCUCUGCACUGUAUUGCCAAUGUCGGUAGUAGAGAGAUGGCAGAGGCCUUUGCUGGAGAGAUCCCAAGGAUACUGGUUGCUGGAGACACCAUGGAUAGCGUUAAACAGAGCGCUGCCCUCUGCCUUCUGCGUCUGUACCGUACCUCUCCGGACCUGGUGCUCACAAAUGAGUGGACUUCACGAGUGGUUCAUCUGCUUAAUGAUCAGCACCUGGGUGUAGUAACUGCUGCUACCAGUCUGAUCACCACCCUGGCACAGAAGAAUCCCGAAGAGUUUAAAACUUCAGUUUCGCUGGCAGUGUCACGACUGAGCAGGAUUGUCACUUCGGCUUCCACAGACCUGCAGGAUUACACAUACUACUUUGUUCCAGCUCCCUGGCUCUCCGUGAAACUGCUAAGGCUUUUACAGUGUUAUCCUCCCCCAGAGGACCCUGCUGUGCGAGGACGACUUACAGAGUGCUUAGAAACCAUUCUGAACAAAGCCCAGGAGCCUCCUAAAUCCAAGAAGGUGCAGCACUCCAAUGCCAAGAAUGCUGUGCUAUUCGAGGCAAUCAGCCUCAUUAUUUACCAUGACAGUGAGCCCAAUCUGCUGGUCCGGGCAUGCAACCAGCUGGGCCAGUUCCUGCAGCAUCGGGAGACCAACCUGCGCUACCUGGCAUUGGAGAGCAUGUGUACCCUGGCCAGCUCCGAGUUCUCACACGAGGCUGUGAAGACACACAUUGAGACUGUAAUCAAUGCACUAAAGACAGAAAGGGACGUAAGUGUGCGACAGCGUGCAGUGGAUCUACUGUAUGCAAUGUGUGAUCGCAGCAAUGCUCAACAGAUUGUAGCAGAGAUGCUAAAUUACCUGGAGACUGCAGAUUACUCCAUUCGGGAAGAGAUCGUUCUCAAGGUAGCAAUCCUUGCUGAAAAGUAUGCAGUCGAUUACACAUGGUAUGUGGACACCAUUCUUAACCUCAUUCGGGUAGCUGGGGACUAUGUCAGUGAAGAGGUCUGGUACAGGGUAAUCCAGAUUGUCAUAAACAGAGACGAUGUUCAGGGAUACGCAGCCAAAACGGUGUUUGAGGCUCUUCAGGCUCCUGCCUGUCAUGAAAAUCUGGUCAAAGUUGGCGGGUAUAUUUUGGGCGAGUUUGGUAAUCUUAUUGCCGGUGACCCACGUUCUAGCCCUUUGAUCCAGUUUAACUUGUUACAUUCUAAGUUCCAUCUUUGCAGCGUGCCUACCAGGGCUCUGCUGCUCUCGGCCUACAUAAAGUUUAUUAACCUCUUCCCCGAGAUUAAACCCACCAUCCAAGACGUGCUACGAAGUGACAGCCAGCUCAGAAAUGCCGAUGUGGAGCUUCAGCAGAGAGCUGUAGAAUAUCUGCGCCUGAGCUCAAUUGCCAGUAAUGACAUCUUGGCUACUGUGUUGGAGGAGAUGCCGCCUUUUCCUGAACGGGAGUCCUCCAUCCUGGCCAAGCUGAAGAAAAAGAAGGGUCCCAGCACAGUCACUGACCUGGAAGACACAAAGAAGGAGAAAAACAGCUCUGAUGUGAAUGGGGGCACUGAGCCCGCCCCUGUUAGCACAGCGCAGUAUCCUAUCCUUGAAGAACAAAGCAUAUUUGUGGCACGCCCUCAUCCAUCUUCUUUCCUGGCACCCCUCUCAUCUAACAGCCAUUACCCACAGUCUGGAAUGAACUACCCUUUAGCGGCACUUUCAAAUUGCCAGUCCACUCCCUCUCCUUCUGCCGACCUCUUGGGCCUGGGAGGUCCAUCGGCGACCAGCCCAGGUGCGCUCCCUGCUGCUUCAUCUGAUAGUCUGCUUGUGGAUGUUUUUGCUGACCAAUCGCUGCCAGUUGCUGCUGUCACUACAGGGGAAGAAGAUAACUUUUCCAGCGAAGUUCCAACUUUCUCAGAAGGGGCUUCUGGGGAGCCAGACCCUUCUGUACAUGAUGCAGAUGAUUCCUACUACAAGUUUAUCUGCAAAAAUAAUGGCGUCCUCUUCGAGAAUCAGCUACUGCAGAUUGGACUGAAAUCUGAGUUUCGCCAAAAUUUGGGUCGUAUGUUUAUUUUCUAUGGCAACAAGAUGUCUUCUCAGUACCAGAACUUCACUUCAACACUAAUUUGCUCAGAUGAACUUAAAGCCAGUCUGAAUCUCCAGUCUAAGCCAGUGGAGGAUACAGUUGAUGGAGGUGCCCAGGUGCAGCAAGUGGUCAACAUUGAGUGUGUGCAGGAGUUUGUGGAAGCCCCGGUUCUCAACAUCCAGUUCAGGUACGGAGGAGCUUUCCAAAAUUUCUCAGUGAAGCUUCCCAUCACAAUCAAUAAAUUCUUUCAACCAACCGAGAUGGAAGGCCAAGACUUUUUUCAACGCUGGAAACAGCUCAGUGGGCCCAAGCAAGAGAUUCAGAACAUUUUUAAGGCAAAGCUUCCGAUGGAUACUGAAAUCACUAAAGCAAAGCUUAUUGGAUUUGGACCUGCUCUUUUGGAAAAUGUUGAUCCAAACCCGUCCAAUUUUGUGGCAGCUGGAAUCAUUCAAGCAAAAUCCCGACAGGUGGGAUGCCUGCUACGCCUCGAACCCAAUGUGCAGGCACAGAUGUACCGGCUCACCAUCCGCACAAGUAAAGAAGAGGUUUCCCAGAGACUGUGUGACCUGCUCUCCGAGCAAUUUUAGACCUCAACCGAUUUGGUUCCAGAACCCAUGUCUUUGUGAUCUUCCCUUACUGCCAGUUCCUUCUCUCAGUAAAAUAAAUAUUCCUCACACAUUG
Molecule: messenger RNA, 3314 nt
Organism: Rana temporaria (common frog)
Lineage: Eukaryota; Metazoa; Chordata; Amphibia; Anura; Ranidae
Product: AP-2 complex subunit alpha-2
Exons: 24
Coding region: 185-3220 (1011 amino acids)
Biological process (GO): intracellular protein transport; clathrin-dependent endocytosis
Cellular component (GO): membrane coat; AP-2 adaptor complex
Molecular function (GO): clathrin-cargo adaptor activity
Source: RefSeq, a predicted model, not a curated record